Messenger RNA from Marmota monax (woodchuck), 1468 nucleotides. RefSeq names its product RAB, member of RAS oncogene family like 2B (gene Rabl2b). Gene Ontology annotation, molecular function: GTPase activity; GTP binding. The coding region runs from base 442 to 1098 and encodes 218 amino acids. Gene Ontology annotation, cellular component: Golgi apparatus; endosome. The record is from RefSeq and is a predicted model, not a curated record. NCBI's taxonomy places the organism in Eukaryota, Metazoa, Chordata, Mammalia, Rodentia, Sciuridae. The transcript has 9 exons.
ACGAGGCCUCCCAGGGGUGCCUAGGCCUGUGGGACCCGCCCCUCGGAGGCGGUUCGAGGGCCCUGGGCGGAGGGAGGGCCUGGGAAGGGUUCUCUCAGAAGUGUUUGUCGAAUGCAAGAGAGCUUGUCCCCUACAUCUCGAGGACAGCGUCAGCCAUUGAAGGUCUUCGAGCUCACAGUCAUAGGUUAGGUUUGGCUUUCGUAUAGGUCGCUGCGCCGCAGAGUGGAAGUGGAAGGAGAGAACCCUUACCAUGCUCACCAAGCAUCUGCCACUUCCCAGGCACUGCACUAACGGCUGAGAGCACUGCAGUGAGCAAGGCUCAGUUCCUUCUUAUGCAAAGGCAUUACAGUCAACUCCUGUGCACACCUUUGAACUCAGUGCGAGGUCUGCCCAGUAAACACUGACAAGAUCAUCUAGCUGGGCCUCUACAACUGAGAGCCAAUGGCAGGGGAUAGAGCCAAACCAUGGGAGCUGGACCAAGAGAAAUACGAUGCUGAUGACAACGUGAAGAUCAUCUGCCUAGGGGACAGUGCAGUGGGCAAGUCCAAACUCAUGGAGAGAUUUCUCAUGAAUGGAUUCCAGCCACAGCAGCUGUCCACAUAUGCUCUGACUCUGUACAAGCACACAGCCACCGUGGAUGGCAAGACCAUUCUUGUGGACUUUUGGGACACAGCAGGCCAGGAGCGCUUCCAGAGCAUGCAUGCCUCCUACUACCACAAGGCCCACGCCUGCAUCAUGGUGUUUGAUGUGCAGAGGAAGGUCACCUAUAAAAACCUGAGUACCUGGUAUGCAGAGCUUCGGGAAUUCAGGCCAGAGAUCCCAUGCAUCGUGGUAGCCAACAAAAUUGAUGCGGAUAUAAAUGCGACCCAAAAAAGCUUCAAUUUUGCCAGGAAGUUCUCUCUGCCCCUGUACUUUGUCUCAGCUGCUGAUGGUACCAAUGUCGUGAAGCUCUUCAAUGAUGCAAUUCGAUUAGCUGUAUCCUACAAACAGAAUUCCCAGGACUUCAUGGACGAGGUUUUGCAGGAGCUUGAGAACCACAGCUGGGCAAAUGCAGGGCCAGGCCUCACCUGUGACCUUGUUCACAGAACUUCAAGUUGAAGCAGAAAGAGGAGGAUGCACCCGACCAAGACCAGAGUAGCAGGAUCGAACGCCCAUCCCCCUCCUGAUCAGAGGGCUGCCUCUCAUGGCUGACUUGGGGAUGUAUGGGGGAGCCUUUGGGAAUACCCCUCCAGCUCUGAAUGGAAAAUCUCCUGGCCACCCCUGCUCAGCCUCCCAUAAACUCGCCCUAUAAUAUAGGAUGAGAUUAGCAAUAGCAUCCUGGACAGGUAUGUGGUCCCCCAGACCUGCUGGCAACAGAAUUAGGGAUUGGUGUCUUUCAUACCUCCCAUCCCACCCUGAGCUGGCCAGUGGAAGGAACCAGAAAACAUAAUUGGGUGUCUCUUCACAGUAAACACACAUUUAGGUGGUU